CACGGUUCCAAGUAUUUAAAUACUUGGAUACCAUACAGAAUUGGUCAACAGUCAUCAUCAUGCAGUCAAUCGAAUCGUGUGAUCAUCAACAUCCACAACAUCAACAUUCUAUUAUUGAUCAUGAAUGUUCUGCUGCUUCAUGUAAUCUUUGGUGUCAAUGGAUCAAAAUUUCAAAUACUGCUGCUGUUGAUAUGAACAAUAUCAGUACUAAUCAAUUGGGUGGAUCAUUCAGUAAUGGUAAACCAUUGCCAUUCGAUUCACGAUUACAGAUAUUGGCCAUGUCAUUGAAAGGAUAUCGACCUUGCGAUAUAUCUCGACGAUUAUUAGUCUCACAUGGUUGUGUCAGCAAGAUAUUGGCCAAAUUUCACAAGACUGGUUCGAUAUUGCCAGGCACAAUAGGAGGGAGCAAACCACGAGUAUCAACACCAUUGGUAACGAAAAAAAUCUAUGAAUACAAAUUGGCCAAUAAUUCAUUGUAUGCAUGGGAGAUACGUGAAAAACUUCGUCAUGACCGAAUUUGUUCACAAGAUAAUCUGCCAAGUAUUUCAUCAAUCAAUCGUAUACUCCGAAAUGCUAAUCAAAUCAAUCAAUCGUAUGUGCAAAAUCAAUGGAUCGAUUGGUUAUAUAUGAAUUCUUGUCAUCAUCAUCAUCAUCAUAGCGAUGAUGAUAAUGGUCAUCAACAAUCGGAACAACCGUCAAAAAUAGACAACAAUAAUUGGAAUCUGGAACAACGAACGAAUACAAUGAUUAAAAAGAAAUACAAAAAUGACAUCAAUAAUAGUGUGGCAUAUUUUUCAAAGCAAAAAUCGAUCAUAAAAGCUAAGAAAAGUUUCCUAAUCAAAGAUCUAUUAGGAAUGGGCUGUAGAAAUUUUUAA
Dermatophagoides farinae (American house dust mite) is the source of this 875-nucleotide messenger RNA. Its product is annotated as paired box protein Pax-1. Gene Ontology annotation, biological process: regulation of transcription by RNA polymerase II; anatomical structure development. The record is from RefSeq and is a predicted model, not a curated record. NCBI's taxonomy places the organism in Eukaryota, Metazoa, Arthropoda, Arachnida, Sarcoptiformes, Pyroglyphidae. Gene Ontology annotation, molecular function: DNA-binding transcription factor activity, RNA polymerase II-specific; RNA polymerase II cis-regulatory region sequence-specific DNA binding.